AUUAGAGCAGUCAAACAUCCAUGAUUUCUCAAUUGAGUAUCUGUCGAUCGAAUGCGCAUUUGCCGGCAGGGAUCGCUUUCGGGGAUUCAUCAACCUUUCUCCCAUUGGAACAGCAACACGAUACGACACUCGUUGCUUACGUCAGUUCCGUGGAUUGGAUUGGGAGACACCGGGUAUAACUGGUUUUCUUUCAUGCUCUUUUCGAUUCUUCUUAUGCUGGUCUUGCUCUCACUACUGUUUUUUUGUCGGAUCACUUGCCAUCUACUGAUCAAGGGACUGCGCGCAAUUUUGAAGAAUCUGCAAAGACAUGCAGCUUGUUUGUACUUGUGUGUGGAAGUGGUCACAUGUAUCUGUAUGAAGGCUGGAGCCCAAACCUCAGAUUUGUCUACUCUGUUCUGAGGAAUCAUGAUUCAUGCUGAAGCAAAUGAAAUCAAGUUGAUCUGCUUGUAAUACUCCACCUCUUUCUUCGAAGUGUUAAUGGAGAAACCAACUAGUAAUCCAGCAACUCAAUUAAUUGAAGGCUUGGUUGGUUUUCUGCGCAGAAGCGUAAGUUUGAUUCUUUUAGCUGGCCCUGUUCCAAGGCAUGUUGCAUUUAUUAUGGAUGGAAAUCGGAGAUAUGCUAAGAAGAAUAAUUUAGAAGAAGGAGCCGGUCAUCGAGCCGGAUCCUUAGCCCUUAUGAAUAUGUUAAAAUACUGUUAUGAGCUGAACGUGAAGUGUGUUACAAUUUAUGCGUUUAGCAUUGAUAAUUUUAAAAGGCGGCCAGAUGAAGUCCAGUCCACCAUGGAGUUGAUACAAGAAAAGAUAGAAGCUUUACUUGAGAAAGAGAGUAUUGUGAAUCAUUAUGGAGUGAAGGUACACUUUAGUGGAAACCUUGAUCUUCUGAGUGAAACUGUCAGGUCGGCCGCCAAUCGUGUCAUGCGUGCCACUUCCAACAAUUCAAAGCGCAUGCUUUCCAUAUGCAUCGCGUACACAUCAAGAGAUGAGAUUGUGCAUGCUGUCGAAGAGUCUUGUAAGGAGAAACAAAACGAAUUCUUCAGGGAUCAUCCUGAAACAUGUGGACUUGGUGGACUGGGAGAGAACACAACAAGUAGUGACACACCAUGUAUCAGCAUUGAAGACGUGGAGAAGCAUAUGUAUAUGGCAAUUGCACCCGAUCCCGACAUCAUAAUCCGCACUUCUGGAGAAACACGGCUGAGUAAUUUCCUUUUGUGGCAAAGCACACGGUCGCUUCUAUACUCUCCCGGCGUUCUUUGGCCAGGUAUUGGGUUUUGGCAUUUAGUCCAAGCAAUCUUGCUCUAUCAGAGGAACUCUGCUUAUUUUGAAAAGAAAGGGAAACAGAUCUAGACUGCAGAACAAUCUCCUUUCUUAUCUAUCUCAUCUUAUCUUGUGGUAUCUAAUGUAAUGUGUGUGUGUGUUUGGAUCUUUGUUUCCAUUGCUUCUCAUCAUUCUGGCAUCCUGUUUGCUAUGGAUGCAGUAGUGCAUUGUCAGUCAUUCUUGGUUCUCUCUAUGUAAGAAGAAACGUAGAAUUAGAAUAGAAUGCUGUAUUUUGUUAUAUUAGCAAUUUGUUGUGCUGUUUACAUUAUUAUGUUGGGUUUGUUAAGUACAUUAUUCAGAGCAUAACAGAUCAGAUGAUUAAUUUUUCUGCC
Messenger RNA from Andrographis paniculata, 1646 nucleotides. Its product is annotated as dehydrodolichyl diphosphate synthase CPT3-like. The transcript is spliced from 3 exons. Lineage: Eukaryota; Viridiplantae; Streptophyta; Magnoliopsida; Lamiales; Acanthaceae. The coding region runs from base 478 to 1344 and encodes 288 amino acids. The record is from RefSeq and is a predicted model, not a curated record. Gene Ontology annotation, cellular component: endoplasmic reticulum. Gene Ontology annotation, biological process: polyprenol biosynthetic process.